Molecule: messenger RNA, 900 nt
Organism: Dimorphilus gyrociliatus
Lineage: Eukaryota; Metazoa; Annelida; Polychaeta; Dinophilidae
Source: the annotation of a GenBank genome assembly
AUCCAUUCCCUGCCUACGUAAAAGUGACGCCACUUCUCUGCGCUGUGCGCUUGAAGCCAUACGUAAGUUUCCUGUUCAUACUUUUUGUACAAUUUAUUUUCUUUAUUAGUUUUGUUUAAAACAAAAAAAGACAACAAAACUUAACAAAGACAUCUAUUAAAUUAUUCAAAGAUACUACCAAUUGCCUAAGAAAAACAAACAAUCAUGAUGUUGAAAACUGCUAUAAUAUCAAUAAUGCCUCAACAGUUGGCCGAGACCAAAGAAGAAGCUGAUCUAGAAAGUCUUACUUCCUCAUUAAGCAACAAUAAAGGUGAUAGUGAAAAACCGGAAGCUGAAAACACUGUUGAAGAAGUUGAAGAUGUACCCAAUCUUGACAAGGCUAUAAAUGACAAACAAUAUGCUCUUACUGACUAUUUGGUUGAUAUGGCCUUAUAUAAUGAAGUUCAAAAUAUCAAGGACAAUUUCCGACGCACUGGCUUGUUGGACGAGGAAACGAUGAGAAUGUACGAAGGUGAAUUAGAGAAACGUAUUCUUCUACAUUUGUUACAAGAAAUGAAUAAUGAACAAGCAGAAGAGAGAGAAUUGCCGUUUUACAUGUACGACGAUGAGGAAGAAGAGGCUGUUGACCGCUUCAAAAAUAUUGACGAUUUGGCUAAUUACUUCAAGGAUCUUGGAGUAGAAGAGGGAGCCGAAAGUCAUGACGAUGAAGUUGUAAAUACAAAUGAGAAGAGUAACGAAGAUUUGAAUGAAGAUUACUUGAAAUUAUUGGAUAAGGAGUCUAAAUCGGAAGCUCCCGCAAAGAAUGUUCAAGUAGUUGAGGUUAAUGGUAAUGAACAAAAAGAUGCGCAAAAAGCGAAGAAAGAUGAAGUAAUUGGUUCAUCAAAUAAGGAGACUGUCUAA